Messenger RNA from Penicillium canariense, 1077 nucleotides. Its product is annotated as aromatic alcohol reductase. Bases 1 to 1077 code for a protein of 358 amino acids. Gene Ontology annotation, molecular function: oxidoreductase activity. Lineage: Eukaryota; Fungi; Ascomycota; Eurotiomycetes; Eurotiales; Aspergillaceae. The record is from RefSeq and is a predicted model, not a curated record. The transcript has 4 exons.
AUGGAGAAGACUCAGGUUCUGUUGGUCGGCGCAGCGGGUGAAACCGGAGGGUCCAUUGCGAACGGUCUCGUCGAAGACGGCAGCUUUGAAGUCCACGCCCUCGUUCGCCCCGCCUCCGUGCACAAACCCGCCAUUGUGAAGCUCCAGGAACGAGGAAUCCAGAUCCGGAAAUGCGACCUAAGGUCGUCAGAGGAGCAGCUCAUCGAAGCGCUCGCCGAUAUUGAUGUCGUCAUUAGCUGUGUCGGUCCCUCCGAGCAGCAGGACCAGAUUCCUCUCGCCAAGGCCGCAAAGAAGGUCGGCAUCAAGCGAUUCAUCCCCUGCGGUUUCAUCACCGUGGCACCUCCCGGUGGUGUGAUGUGGCUGCGCGACGAGAAAGAGAUUGUCUACAACCAGAUCCGCCAACUGUGGCUCCCCUACACCAUCGUCGAUGUCGGCUGGUGGUACCAGCUCUGCUACCCCCGCCUUCUUUCCGGCCGCGUCGACUAUGCCAUGACCUCCGGCAACGACGAGAUCAUCGGUGAUGGGAACACGCCCACUGCGCUCACCGACUUGCGGGAUAUCGGUCGCUACAUGGCCUUGAUCAUCAAGGACCCGCGCACCUUGAACAAGAAGAUCCUCGCCUACAACCUGGUCACGACACAAAACAAGAUCUAUGACCUGAUCGAGGAUAUCAGCGAAGAGAAGGUCGAUCGCAACUAUGUCCCCGAAGAGACUAUCUGCAGCCGCGUCCUGGCAGCCCGACAGGCCAGUGAAACUUAUCCGUUCGACCCGAUCAAGUUCAUGCCUCGGUAUCUCGCCGAAUAUCAAUACUCCUGGGGCAUCCGCGGCGACAACAACCCCGAGUACGCCAAAUAUCUCGGCUACCAUCUGACCACCGAGCUGUACCCGGAGUUCAAGCCGACCGACUUCCGCGAGUACCUUGAGUCAGUGGUGCGCGGCACCGCCAAGGGUAUCUACCAGGACCGAAUCAUCUCGCGCAAGCACCAGCGCCAUUUCCCACGCACCGAGUCCAGCGACUCGCUGUAUACCCGUAUCUUCCCUCGCACAGAGUCAAGCGACUCGCUCAUGUCGCGAUGA